Galeopterus variegatus (Sunda flying lemur) is the source of this 2083-nucleotide messenger RNA. It is a transcript of the gene HIC2, whose product is annotated as hypermethylated in cancer 2. NCBI's taxonomy places the organism in Eukaryota, Metazoa, Chordata, Mammalia, Dermoptera, Cynocephalidae. The coding region runs from base 152 to 2008 and encodes 618 amino acids. The transcript is spliced from 2 exons. The record is from RefSeq and is a predicted model, not a curated record. Gene Ontology annotation, molecular function: RNA polymerase II cis-regulatory region sequence-specific DNA binding; DNA-binding transcription factor activity, RNA polymerase II-specific; protein binding. Gene Ontology annotation, biological process: regulation of transcription by RNA polymerase II. Gene Ontology annotation, cellular component: nucleus.
CCAGGCUCCUCUCCUUCAUUGUCCCUCCCUUCCUAGCUGGUGCCUGUGUGGGUGACCAUGUCUGUCUUAUCCUCCCCAGGUGACCAGGCAUUGAUGCACCCCCGGGAAGUCUGCGCGCUCAAGGAGGCCACCCCUGCUGGCUGCUGCUCACAUGGUUUCUGGGCCCCUGGCACUCCGGUGGUGUGCGUGGGCAGGGCGAGGGGACAUGGGGCCCGAUAUGGAGCUGCCCAGCCACUCGAAGCAGCUCCUGCUGCAGCUGAACCAGCAGAGGACCAAGGGCUUCCUGUGUGAUGUCAUUAUCAUGGUGGAGAACUCCAUCUUUCGGGCCCACAAGAAUGUCCUGGCUGCCAGCAGCAUCUACUUCAAAUCCCUGGUCCUGCAUGACAACCUCAUCAACCUGGACACAGAUAUGGUCAGCUCCACGGUGUUCCAGCAGAUCCUGGACUUCAUCUACACAGGCAAGCUGCUGCCCAGUGACCAGCCGGCCGAGCCCAACUUUAGCACCCUCCUCACUGCCGCCAGCUACCUCCAGCUGCCCGAGUUGGCAGCCCUCUGUCGCCGCAAACUCAAGCGAGCCGGCAAGUCCUUUGGCUCUGGACGGGUGGGGGCCGCUGGCAUGGGGCGGCCUCCCCGCGGCCAGCGGCUAUCCUCGGCUUCUGUCAUCCAGGCUCGGUAUCCGGGGCUUGCAGAUGGGCGCAAGGGGGCCCAUACCUCUCAGGAGCAUCCCCAGGCCAAAGGCUCAGAUGACGAGAUCUUCCUGGGUGGCUCCACCCAGGAGAGCACACAUGGCCUGGGCCGGGCUGUCUGCCCAGCCAGCGGGGAGGCGGGCCUGGGUGGCUGUAGCAGCAGCACCAAUGGGAGCAGUGGGGGCUGCGAACAGGAACUGGGCCUGGACCUAUCCAAGAAGAGUCCCCCUGUGCCCCCUGCAACCCCCGGCCCUCACCUCACCCCUGACGACCUGGCCCAGCUGAGCGAUAGUCAGCACGACUCACCCCCCUCGGCCUCUGCCCCUCCUGUUGCCAACAGUGCCUCUUACACCGAGCCGGGGGGCACCCCCAAUGAGCCCAUGGAUCUGGAGGGGGCCGAGGACAACCACCUGAGUCUGUUGGAGGGGCCUGGUGGGCAGCCUCGGAAGAGCCUCCGGCACUCAGCCCGCAAAAAGGAGUGGAGCAAGAAAGAGCCUGUGGCUAGCUCCCCCUUUGAGCAGAGAGAAGCAGGGCCCAAGGGCCCCUGCCCCGGGGAAGAGGGCGAGGUGCUUGGGGACAGAGUUCCCAAUGGCAUCCUGGCCAGCGGCGUUGGCGGGAGUGGCCCCAGUGGGCCCUAUGGGGAGCCCCCAUACCCCUGCAAAGAGGAGGAGGAGAACGGCAAGGACGGCAGUGAGGACAGCACGCAGAGCGGGAGUGAGGGGGGCAGCGGCCACGCUGGCGCCCACUACAUGUACCGGCAGGAGGGCUAUGAGACGGUGCCCUACGGCGACAACCUGUACGUGUGUAUCCCCUGCGCCAAGGGCUUCCCCAGCUCUGAGCAGCUCAACGCCCACGUGGAGACGCACACAGAGGAGGAGCUGUUCAUCAAGGAGGAAGGGGCCUACGAGACCGGCAGCGGGGGUGCCGAGGAGGAGGCUGAGGACCUGUCUGCGCCCAGCGCUGCCUACACGGCUGAGCCCCGACCCUUUAAGUGCUCAGUCUGCGAGAAGACCUACAAGGACCCAGCCACCCUGCGGCAGCAUGAGAAGACGCACUGGCUGACGCGGCCCUUCCCAUGCAACAUCUGUGGCAAGAUGUUCACGCAGCGUGGCACCAUGACGCGCCACAUGCGGAGCCACCUGGGCCUGAAGCCCUUUGCCUGUGACGAGUGUGGCAUGCGCUUCACCCGCCAGUACCGCCUCACCGAGCACAUGCGCGUGCACUCGGGUGAGAAGCCCUACGAGUGCCAGCUCUGCGGGGGCAAGUUCACCCAGCAGCGCAACCUCAUCAGCCACCUGCGCAUGCACACCUCCCCCUCCUAGAAGCCAAAGACCCGGGGCACCCUCUGCAGACUCGCCUCUCGGGAACCCAGCAAAGGAGAAGCAAGAAAGGAGAUG